UGCAGAAUAACAAGUGCUAGUGAAAAAAGGGUAAACAAAAAGGAACAAAGCAAAGCAUGUUCUCCACUGUUGUGACUGAUAAUGAUGUGAUCUGAAGUGUGAACUUUCAAAGAGAAAAGUCAAGUACAGUACGAAUCGCGAUCCUUCCUACCUUCCCAAUCCAACAAAGGAACCAUUCCCUGGCGGCCAAAGGGGUCAGUCAACCUGAAACAGCAACCCAAUCCAAUCCAUUCUAAACAAUCCCAAAAACCUCAAGCAACUCGAACCAAUCUUCUUAGUUUCACACACACAAUGCUUCCUCGUACCCUGUUUGUUCUGUUAUUCUUGUUGGCAUCCCGGGUCGACUCGCACCAGGAAUCGGGUCCCUGGAGCUGCGAAUCCAGCUCGGAGAACCGAGUCGAGUCCCAGUUCAGUCCAGGAGUUAUCACACUCGAUGGCCAUGCCGACGAUUGGAAAGACAUUGAUGGGUCCCAGUUCGCUCUUCUCCCUGCACUCGACCCUGAUGUUGAAAAUGAGUUCAAAGGUGGAAAGUUGAACAUUAAGAGUCUGCAUGAUGGACAUGAUAUAUUCUUUCUGCUGCAAGUUGAUAGUGAUUAUGCCUACUCUAAAGGUGAGAGCAACAAUUGUCCAUCUGUUGCUAUCAUGUUUCAAAUUGGGGAUAGUGCUUCUUAUCAUAAUAUGGGUGGCUGUGAGGAACAUUCGACCUCGUGCACCGACAAGACCUGUAAAGGUCACGAGGUUGACAUUAUGCACUUUGCAAUUGGAAAUGCUAUUCCGGGACGGCUAUAUGGUGGGAAUCACCUAGACAAUACGGAUGGGAACGGCGGUGACAGGUUUGGCCACUUGGUUGAUCUUUAUGCCUGGAAUCCACAUUGUAGAUACUUGGAUGGAACUGGUCCUUCAGGUUCUGGUAACGAUUCUAGUGCACAGAAUGACUGGAAGGGUGCUUGGUGGCAUAGCAGCUUUACUGUUCACUCAGGUUUUGUAGAGGAAGAAAGUCCUUAUUCAGAAAAUGGGAAAAAGGGCACAUACUUUUUUGAAUUCUCUAGGCCUUUGAGGACUAUGGAUCAUCUUCAACAGGAUGUGCAAUUCACCAUUGGUGGAUCCAGCAAGAUGUCUGUUGCGUUCUGGUAUCCAGAAGAUGGCAAGCCAUGGCAUGGUUCUGGACACUACUCUGUCAACUGUGAUUGGGUUCCCAUCGAUAUAUCUCAGGGAAGUUCUUUGAGUGGCAAGUUAGCAGGCACAGCAGGAUCAAGUAGCUCAUGGAAUUUUGCAAGUGCCUUUUCUCUUAUACUAUCAGUAGCAGCACUUUGUGUGUCUGUGUUUGUGAGCUAUCGGAUUUUCUCUCCCAAGAGUGUCCCCUUUACACCCAUGGAGGACCUUUAAAUAUUGUACAAACAGCUUGAGUUUGAGAUUGUACUAUUCAUUAGGCUUGUACUAGAUAGCUUUGUACUGUUUAGUGCUUUUUCUUUGCUCCAUUUUUAAAUUUAUUUGAAGCAUUACUUUAGUUAUUCUACGCAGUGUCAGAAAAAUUGUUAAUUCAUUAUCAGCAUUGUGGAAUCCCAUCUACUUGUGCUUAGUUGUUGCA
Molecule: messenger RNA, 1588 nt
Organism: Lotus japonicus
Lineage: Eukaryota; Viridiplantae; Streptophyta; Magnoliopsida; Fabales; Fabaceae
Exons: 8
Coding region: 292-1386 (364 amino acids)
Molecular function (GO): heme binding
Source: RefSeq, a predicted model, not a curated record